This is a messenger RNA of Glycine soja, 1503 nucleotides long. RefSeq names its product GDSL esterase/lipase At5g03610-like. The record is from RefSeq and is a predicted model, not a curated record. Bases 159 to 1238 code for a protein of 359 amino acids. Gene Ontology annotation, molecular function: hydrolase activity, acting on ester bonds. Lineage: Eukaryota; Viridiplantae; Streptophyta; Magnoliopsida; Fabales; Fabaceae. The transcript has 4 exons.
UACAACUAUACACAUCUUAAGUUCUCUCAUUCUCAACCUAUCCUAGCACAUUAGUUCCUUCCCUUAACAAAUUAAGCUAUUGAGCUUAAUUUACUUAGUUUCAAACCUCUCCUUUUAACUUCGAUCACUUGAAAUAACUCAUUCCAUAGCCAUAUUUCAUGAUGGACUCACACAAGCAACUAUUUUCCCUCUCAUGUCUUCCCCUACUACUUCUACUUCUCUCAGGAAACAUGGGUAUGCAAUUAAGCGAGGCUCGCUUGCAACGCCAUGAGAUGAAUUAUUAUUCUCCGAAAACGUUGUUCGUUUUUGGGGACUCGUAUGUUGAUACCGGGAACUAUAGAAUAAAUCAAGCUGGUUCGUCGUGGAAAAACCCUUAUGGCGAAACUUUUCCCGGAAAACCAGCCGGAAGAUUCUCCGAUGGAAGAGUUCUAACCGACUACAUUGCUAAGUAUUUGGGACUCAAAUCACCAGUUCCCUAUAAAUUUAGGAAAGUGAUGCAGCAACAUUUGAAAUACGGGAUGAAUUUUGCAUUUGGUGGUACGGGAGUGUUUGACACAUCCUCCAAAAAUCCAAACAUGACAAUCCAAAUCGAUUUCUUCAAGCAAUUGAUCAAAGAAAAUGUGUACACCACCUCAGAUCUCAACAACUCAGUCGUCUAUGUCUCCGUUGCUGGAAAUGAUUACAAUUUCUACUUGGCCACAAAUGGCUCUAUUGAGGGUUUCCCGGCUUUCAUCGCCUCAGUGGUUAAUCAAACUGCCACCAACUUGCUUCGCAUCAAAAGUUUGGGAGUGAGGAAAAUUGUUGUAGGUGGUCUACAACCCCUAGGAUGUCUUCCUUCAUCCACAGCCACAUCUUCAUUCCAACAAUGUAACAGCACCUCCAACGACCUCGUAGUUCUCCACAACAACCUAUUGAACCAAGCUGUGACCAAGUUGAACCAACAAACCAACAAGGAUAACUCCACCUUCAUAGUUCUUGACCUUUUUGACACUUUCACGUCUGUGUUGAACCACCCAUCUACCAAUAACAUUAAGGACCCUCUCAAGCCUUGUUGCGUAGGGUUAAGUAGCCAAGAUUUUUGUGGGAAAGUGGAUGAGAACAAUGUUAAGCAAUAUAAGGUUUGUGACAGUCCCAAAUCAGCUUUCUUUUGGGAUAACUUGCACCCAACUCAAGCAGGUUGGGAAGCUGUGUAUAAGAAGUUGCAAAAGACGAGUGCUCUUCAUCAAAUCCGGUACUAGCUUGCUAGCUAGCUAGAGAGCUAUGCAUGCAUGAUAGCUAUUUCUAGGCCUUUUGUUUGUUGUUAAUAAUGCACCGUCUUUCCAUUUGUUAAUUUAUCCUCAAAUUCUGAUUUUUUUAUAUUUAUUCCAAGGGCUUUCUCUUCCAUGGGUGCAAUGUUUCAAAUUGAUUGUUCUUUCCUGUGACGGAAAUAGAAAUAAGUUUGUAUGUCAGCGAUCAUCUGUUUUGCAAUUAUUGUUAGAAUAAAAUAUGAAUUUGGUUCCUGUA